GCUUUUCUCGUUGUGCUCUUCUGCCCACAUGAACACACACCGACCUCUUUUCUUUUCACUUUGCAGGUUUUCUACGAUCUCGGGGGGAAAAAAAGGAACGUAAGAAGAUAAUAGUAGUUUAAACUUCCAGAUUGGAGCAGCAUCGGAGCCCAGAGUAACUCCUCCUUUUCGAACCUUCAACCGUUAUUUUCAGAGCACACACACGCAUACACACAUACACACACACACACCGUUUUCAACGUGAGACCUCUGCUACCUUUUUUUUUAUUGCUGCUUUUUCAUCUGCGCUUGUGGUAUUCGGCACACGACUGCCCUACUAUUUGUGUUUUACUGUCACGGCAAGGUGUUGGGGGUGCAGCUGCCGCGUAUACACGGUUUUUUUCUAAUUCAGUAAGCAAACACAAAUUCGUCUUGCCUGCCCUGAUAUCGCUAGUUCGUCGUCGCCGUCGACGAUAACGGGCGUUGUUUCUUCCUUCGUGCUCCCGGCGCGGUUCUCUGCUACUGUGUACAGCUAGAGGGAUCUACUAGUAGCGUUGUCUUUUUGUUUCUGCCUGGUCUCCUCUGGCUACUUCUCUUUCGCCUCUGUAAUGCCCGCAAGCAAAACAGCAAAGCGCAACGAACAGGGUGAGCCGGCGCGCGGCGGAACUGCAACACGCCAGCCACAGCGCGGUGGGCGCAAACGAGCUCGCGUCGCUACGACCACCACCGAUGCCUCCGCUGAAACUGUCGAACCGUCUGUGUCCCCGGCUAGCAACGGCACUGCCCUCGCGGAAGGGGGCCAGUUAGAAGAAAAUGCGUCGCUUUUCUUAUCCCUGUCCGCCGCUCCCGCAGGGCGAUCGUCCGCCCACGAACCAGUCUCCGCCACUACGACAUCUUCCUCAGGUGUCGAUGAGGACGAGGCGCCAGAGGAGAACGGGCUGGUGCGUUCGAACGCGUCGUCCUUUGUGCAGUCGAGCGAUGACGCCGGCAACGUCAACGAUGGCGAGGCGGUCGCAAAGCUGCGCAACGACGUCUGCAGCGCCGCGGAGAAGAUACGUCGAAACGUAGAGAUCAGCAUCAGUCGCUUUACGAUGAUGGACUCGGAACUUGAAGGACUGGCGGCGGCGCGGCAGGCGGUGCAGCCGAAGGUGAACGAGGUUGUUCAGUCACGUUUCCCGGAGCAGUAUGCGGAGGUGGUCACCCUAAAUGUGGGCGGCGAUAUUUUCACCGUGCCGCUCACCACACUGCUAAGCAAAGACAGCCCCAACUACUUUCAUGUGCUUCUCGGGUCCGAUGAAACGGACGGUGUCACGCCUGUCUUCAAAGACGAGAGGCACGCGAUUUUCAUUGACCGCGACCCCGUCUGCUUCAAGCACAUUUUGAGCUACUUCAGGGGCUAUCAGUAUUUCAACUUGUUAAAAGAGGACACGGUGCGUCGUUUGAAGAUCGACGCGGCGUACUUUCAGCUGCCCGGGCUGCUGGCGAUGCUCGGUGAGACGGAGCCGGAGGCGCAGCUUCAGUUUAACGCAGGCCCCGGCGUCAGUAUGGAGCGCAACCGCCUGCGGGUGGUAUACGGCGUGGCGAUGGUCGGCGAUGUGUUUCUCGUGACGGGUCGACACGCCAUCACCUACGAGGUGAAGAUCGCCGACUACACCGGCUUCGGCCUCGUCUCUGAGGCCUGUGUCUGCACCGAUCAAGAGUUUCACAAAACAGCGGACAGCUGUGUGUACUACAUGUCCGGCGUCUUCUACACCAACUACCCCUAUCACCGCAAGGAGGAGAACCUCGACCGUAUUGAGAAUGGCGACUUUCUGACAAUGAAAGUGGACCUUGACAAAGGCUACGUGGAGUACGUUCUGAAGAACUCGCGCAAGAUGAUCUCGAUUGGGCGCGCGCGGCGACUGCGGUUUGCGACGACCAUGAAGCUGGCCUCUCGUGUACGCAUUGUGCCACCAGAGGAGGUGAUUCGGCGGUUGCCGCCUGUGCACUACACGUUCGACGAGUAG
Leptomonas pyrrhocoris is the source of this 1985-nucleotide messenger RNA. RefSeq lists its product as hypothetical. The coding region runs from base 588 to 1985 and encodes 465 amino acids. NCBI's taxonomy places the organism in Eukaryota, Euglenozoa, Kinetoplastea, Trypanosomatida, Trypanosomatidae. Gene Ontology annotation, biological process: protein homooligomerization. The transcript has a single exon. Gene Ontology annotation, molecular function: protein binding. The record is from RefSeq and is a predicted model, not a curated record.